Molecule: messenger RNA, 387 nt
Organism: Rotaria sp. Silwood1
Lineage: Eukaryota; Metazoa; Rotifera; Eurotatoria; Philodinida; Philodinidae
Source: the annotation of a GenBank genome assembly
AUGGUCAUACGACAAUAUUAUGUACUGGGUACAAUUGGUUUAUUAAUAAAUAUAGUUCUUUUUCUAGGAUGUCAAUUACGAUCAAACUCGUGCUGUAUUUAUUUAUUAUCAUCAUUAAUAAGUGCAUUAAUAUUACUUUCAAUAGGCACUGUACCACAAAUCUAUACUGUUUAUAAUUUUGAAAAUCCAUUUACUACAAUAUCAAGUUUUUGUAGGGCACGAGCUUAUUUAAAUCAAACAAGUGCUAUGUCAUGUCGUUGGCUAUUAGUUAUGGCUUACAUAGAACGUUGUUUUUCAUGUUCAACUGGUGCUCGUAUUCGAAAAUUAUCUUCUGUAAAUAUAGCUCAAAAAAUAACUAUUAUUAUAACUGAACGUUUUUCUACUUAA